Molecule: messenger RNA, 1938 nt
Organism: Fusarium subglutinans
Lineage: Eukaryota; Fungi; Ascomycota; Sordariomycetes; Hypocreales; Nectriaceae
Product: transcriptional activator of proteases prtT
Exons: 4
Coding region: 1-1938 (645 amino acids)
Biological process (GO): DNA-templated transcription; regulation of DNA-templated transcription
Cellular component (GO): nucleus
Molecular function (GO): transcription cis-regulatory region binding; DNA-binding transcription factor activity, RNA polymerase II-specific; zinc ion binding
Source: RefSeq, a predicted model, not a curated record
AUGUCGAAACGGAAUGGAAGUACUGCUACGCAAGAAUACGAGGGGAGCGUGAUCAAAUGCUUUAUGGACGAUGCUGGACCACCAUGUCGACGGUGUAAAGAGAAGAAGCUGAGCAACUGCACUGUUAGCAAGAACCUACAGACCAUCAUUGAUGAGAAAACUGAGCUGUCAGAAGCCAUGCUAUCGGAUCUCGACCAGGUGUACACAGCAGUCAAGGAGAUGAGAAGUAUAAUGGGCUUACCAGAAUUACCGCCAUUACAAACAUCACGGUUGAACAAGCGAAAAGACUCUUCAGCACCACCACCACAAGAGUCAACGACACUUCAACUGGACGAUAAUUAUGGCCCGUCAUGCGAUAAUUCACCGAAGCUCACGCCCGAAGAUGAUAGACUGCCUCAUGCGCCCAUUCAUUCUUUAUACACUCUUACUAGAAUGAGAGCACUUCGAUCGCCCGGAAGUGGGAGCGAGAACCCAAGUCAAGCUAUCAAUGAUUUUAUUUCUCAAGGACAGAUCUCACUGGCUGACGCUGAGCGGUUAUUUGUUGUUUACCGAGAUCGUCUGGACGGGUUUAUCUACUCUAUUGGAUGUCCCUAUAAAACUCUCGAGAAGCUUCGUCGGAAGUCCUCAAUCCUAUGCGCCGCUACCCUUACAAUCGCCGCACUCCACGACCCAGCUGCCGAUAAAGUAUAUGGCAUUUGCAACUCCGAACUCCGGCGAUUGACCGAAAAGUCGAUGCUGCAACGCCAAGGUGACAGGGACUACUUCCGAGCUCUCAGCAUCGCGUCAUACUGGCUUAGUGACUUGUCUUGGACAUUGUCAGGCCAUGCGAUCAGACGAGCUGCAGAAUGCAACAUCCACAACAGUUACGGUCUUGCCAUCAAAGAUCAAUCUGAAGAAGCUAUGGACUCAGCGCGAAUCUGGUCUAUUCUAUACAUCUGCGACCAGCACCUUGCUAUUCUAUACGAUAGACCGGCCAUUAUUCAGGAUGAUUGGCUUACGCAGGACUGGGAAGGUAUCUUGAACUGUCCGCUGGCUACGGAUCAGGAUGAAAGACUUAUGAGCCAGGUUGAACUGAUGGGGAUACUGCGGAAUAUACGACGAUUGUUUGGUCCUGAUAAGGGAGAAGAAAUUCCUAGAUUAUAUCUGAGUCAGAUAGGACACUACCAUCGACAACUUGAUCAGUGGAUCACAAAGUGGACUGAUCGGCUUCCAGAGGGCCAUCCCAACAUCGGAGCAUUUCCAAGAAAAGGAGCCCUCUUCCACUUCCAUCUCGCCCAACUAUAUCUCUACUCCCACGUCUUCCGAGGCCAAUCCAACCAAAUACCCAGCCAUUUCCUCGACACAGCCUCAAUGGCCGUAACUUCCGCAUCAGCCAUCAUCGACAUCCUCCUCACCGACCCUGACCUCUCCAUCAGUAUUGUCGGGAUACCAUCUUAUCUACUCUCGAUGACAGCAUUCGCAGCUAUGUUUCUAGCCAAAGUUUCACAUAAAUACGGAGAUAACCUGUUCAGACGCGAUCAAGCGCUGGAUCAAAUUACUCGACUGAUCAGCCAUUUUCGGUCUUUGUCUAUGGGGAAGUGGCAUCUGGCGAAUCUGAUGAUUAGAGGUUUGGAAACUGUGACGAGUCUUUUGACCUCGCAUGGAGUGCAGGAUAAAGUGCAGAAUGCUAUUUCGUCGAUGAUGCCUGGGAAUGAGGCAAAUCAAGGUCUUGAAGAUGUCUACAAUACGAAUCCGGAUAUGUUCACUGGGAUUGAUGGGAGCACGAUGCCUACUUGGGACACGACCUUUGGGCUAUCACCUAUCUUUGGCUUUGAUCCAUCGUUUCUUGAUGUCGAUGGGUACAUGCAGUCAAUGGCCAUCUUUCCAAACACAGAAGGAUCUCAAAGGGGCGUCGAAUGGUAUUAUGAAAGGAAAGUCAAGCGACGGGCGAUGUAUUAA